Molecule: messenger RNA, 941 nt
Organism: Paramecium sonneborni
Lineage: Eukaryota; Ciliophora; Oligohymenophorea; Peniculida; Parameciidae
Source: the annotation of a GenBank genome assembly
AUUGAAUUUCUUAAAUAAUUAAAAAAUUGUUAAUCAAUUUUUAAUGAUGUAAAUAUUUUCAUGAAUGCUAUGAUAAAUGCAAUAGCUAAAGGUAUCCCAAAAACAAAACAAUUAUGUUGUGAUAAUAUUGCUUAAUUCUUGAGUGGAUUUGGAGAUUUAAGAAAAAGAAAGGAUUGGAUAAAUCAAUUAUUCGAUCUUUAUUUCAAAUCUGACAUCUAUUAUAAUAGAAUCACUUUUAUUGAUAUUGUUUAAUCAUUUACAGAAUUCAUCUCUAAGAAAUUAUUCAAACAGUAUGAAUUCUUUGAUAUUCUAAUAUUUUCAAAAGAUCCAAUUGUCAAUGUUAGAAUGAGAUUAAUAAAGGUAUUAAUUAAACAAAAUUUUAGAUUUUACCAUUGUUAUACAAAAAAAUUGAUAGUGACGAUCUUAUUAUUUUAAAUAUGUUUAAUGAAUCUGUAUAAGAUUGUAUUUUAAGUGGAUCUCGUUCUUUUUAAUUUAUGAUUCAGUAGACUAAAGAAGAAUUAUUAAAACCAAGUGAUGAAAAUUUAUUAAAUAAAAGAGAUUAAGAAAUGAUGGAAAAAGAAGAAUCUAUAUUCAAAAAUGAUUAAAAAUAAAGACAAUUAUUAUUAGAUUAAGAAAGGGAUGAUUUAGAAAUAAAUAAAAUUGAUUUAAAUGAUUACUUGAAUAAAUACAAAAAAAAGUAUCCCCUUACUAAGAUUAAAACUACUAAUCAAAGUUAAACAAAUUUAUUUAAAAAAUAAUAAAUUUAAAAUGGAACUGCAACAUUAAUAAUCAAGAAAUCAGUUGAUUUUGAUACAAGUAAGAGUCCAAUAUUAGAAUGUACCUAAGUUAUGAAAAAACCAGUUUUAAAAUCUAAGACUCCUACAACAAAGAGUAUUUGUGAUAUUAAAAAGCAAUUUAAGCUUCCAAGUAUCAAGAAGUGA